UCUCCUUCUCUGAAGGAAUGACAUCUAUCUACUUAUACCGAGGGCCUUGAACCCGGCAACUUAAAAGACGACCUCCCUUAAGUGACUUGGGUAUAAUACUGUACCAGCACAGAACCAGUUACUGCUGUAUUAGCUAAAACCAUGCCGCCGACCCCCAAAAACAUUAUCAUCACCGGCGCCGGCGGUUUCAUCGGCCCGCUGCUCGCGGCCCGCCUCCUCGACGACCCGGCCUACCGGGUGAUCCUAACGGACCUCGUCGAGCCCGCGGUCCCCCCGGGGGUCAAGUACCCGCAGCACGCGACUUCGCUGCGGGGCGACAUCGGCGACCGGUCGUUCGUCGCGUCGCUGCUGGACGCGGCCGCCCCGCUCUCCGCCGUCUUCGUCUUCCACGGCAUCAUGUCCGCCGGGGCCGAGGCCGACUGGGACCUCUCGCUGCGCGUCAACGUCGACAGCGUGCGCGACCUGCUGCUCGCGCUGAAGGCGAGGUUCCCCGGUGUCAUCGUCCGCGUCGUCUAUUCCAGCUCCCAGGCCGUGUACGGCCGGCCGCUGCCCGACGGCCCCGUGCCCAACGGCGUCGCGCCGACGCCCGAGAGCACGUACGGCGCUCACAAGCUGAUGACGGAGGUCCUGAUCAACGACAUGCACCGGCGGGGGUUCAUCGACGCGUUCAGCCUGCGGUUCCCGACGGUGGCGGUGCGCCCGGGGGCGCCGACGAACGCGGCGUCGUCGUUCCUGUCCGGGAUGAUCCGGGAGCCGAUGAAGGGGGCGGAGAGCGUGAUCCCGCUGGAGGACCGGUCGUUCCGGUCGUUUAUCACGUCGCCGGCGGUUCUUCAGGAGAACCUGAUCCGGGUGCUGAACAUGGACAGCUACAGCGGGAGUCUGCGCAGGCACAUCCGCCACAUAAACGUCCCGGGCAUCUCGGUCUCGAUCCAGGAGCUGAUGGACGCGCUGGCGAAGUACGGCGGCGAGGACAAGUUGAAGUACCUCAGGGAAGAGACGGAUCCGCGUCUGGAGCGGAUACUGCGGAGUUGGGUGCCGGAGAUGGACACGACUACGUCGCUGGAGUUGGGAUUGAUUAAGGAUGAGAGCGCGGAUAGCAUCGUCAAGCAAUAUAUCGACUCUCUUAAGUCGUAAUGUAAGUAAAGUAUACCUCUUAUAAUUUAGGGCAUCAGAGGUAAUUAAUUCGUAUUGAUCACCAUUCUCACGAAGUUUAAGCACGAGGUUGAAUCAAACCAGUAAUGAGCAUAUUACUACUAUGUACCUCCCCAAAAACUAAACAUCUCCAAUAUACCCACCCCCCGAUGCCCCAAGAGUGGCGUAAUAAAGAUCUUCCUCCGCCAGAAUG
Daldinia caldariorum is the source of this 1345-nucleotide messenger RNA. RefSeq names its product NAD(P)-binding protein. Lineage: Eukaryota; Fungi; Ascomycota; Sordariomycetes; Xylariales; Hypoxylaceae. The coding region runs from base 142 to 1134 and encodes 330 amino acids. The transcript has a single exon. The record is from RefSeq and is a predicted model, not a curated record.